AUGGCGGAGCCGCCUCCAUCACCACGAGACGACGCUACCCCCUUCUUGCUUAGGGUGUACGUGAAGCCAGCGCCGUUCCGACCUUUGGACCAUUUUCAUCCCGAUGUACGCCCUAUUCGAGAUGAGUUCCAGCUAUACGUUUGGAAUACCAAUACACUGAGAGAAGUUGCGCAGAUGUUAUACGACGCCGAUCCAACCAUCUCUUCGCCCCUCGCACUGCAUGCCUUCAGACACGUUUACUGGAACGAUCGUCUUCGUGAAUUCGAUUCAAAGCGCAUAGGUGUUGGCGUCACCCGUGUUCCUUUGAGCAGCAUCGUGGCGCUCCUUUCCGACCUCGACACUGCGGAUCCAACCGACAUGCACGUCGAUGACGCUGAUCAGCAGCACAAUCAACAACCCAACCGCAAUUGCACGUCAAACAUGCUCGGUUGGCAUCUCCUGAACGACGAGGUCGACGAGCAUGCAGCCGCUAUGGUCAUCGCCGACAUUGGUCUGGCUGAUGGCGACUUGCUCGACUGCGUCAUCCAGCCAGAUCCCACUCUAACCAUGGCACCUAAGCUGUCAAGGACAAUAGACCGUGACAGGCCAGCUGACCGUUAUAGUAACUCACGGCGCUGA
This is a messenger RNA of Mycosarcoma maydis (corn smut), 618 nucleotides long. RefSeq lists its product as uncharacterized. The transcript has 3 exons. The coding region runs from base 1 to 618 and encodes 205 amino acids. The record is from RefSeq and is a predicted model, not a curated record. Gene Ontology annotation, biological process: negative regulation of DNA-templated transcription. Gene Ontology annotation, molecular function: transcription factor binding; transcription corepressor activity. NCBI's taxonomy places the organism in Eukaryota, Fungi, Basidiomycota, Ustilaginomycetes, Ustilaginales. Gene Ontology annotation, cellular component: nucleus.